GCUGAAUGUGUAGUGAGUAAGAAACAUUGCUUUAGAGAAUCGUCAGGUAGUGUGCUUGCAAGUACUACAGUGUACAAAUCUAUUUGACCUUAACAGAACAAUAUUAUUUCACUUUAAUAAUAAUUCACGUUAGUGGAAUCAAUUCAAUUUCUUUCUUUGAUACCACUGAAUAUAUUUUGAAAUCUUUUUCUUCGCUGUUUAUUAUAGAAUAUAAAAUAAAUUUUUCAAAUUCUUUCGUGUUUUCAGAGAUUUUAGUGACUUUUUUUUAUGUUUACUGGUCUAAUGUUCCAACCAGACGUGCCACAGUCUCCGGCACAACCUCCACCCUCUUUCACAUUAAUAGGGAUGGCACUUUUGACAUCUCGUUCUGAAGAAUCAAACAUUAAUCAUGUCCGGCGUAGUGAGAAAGGCAGAUUCAGUGAAUACUUGUUUAAUAAUUCGCUGCUACUGACGGCAACUUCUUCAUCGUCUACAGAUUCUUCGGCUGUUGUUAAUCCUCGCUCUGCUAUGGAAGAAUCAAUGAGCAGAUUAUUUAUCAACUCCUCAUCAAGUGAUGAAAGCAAUAGCAACUCUGAACAACCUGCAGUAACUGAUCGUUUAUUAUACAGACAUAGUAUGGCAAUGUCUGCUGUUUACUGUGUUGCAUACAUUAUUGUUUUCGUUGUUGGAUUGAUUGGAAAUUGUUUUGUGAUCGCUGUGGUGUAUCGAUCACCACGAAUGAGAACAGUUACAAAUUUUUUUAUCGUUAAUCUUGCCGUUGCUGAUGUGUUGGUCAUCGUAUUUUGUCUACCAGCUACAUUAAUGAGCAACAUCUUUGUCCCUUGGGUUCUUGGAUGGUUUAUGUGCAAAACUGUUCCCUAUAUUCAAGGCGUAUCAGUUGCUGCUUCUGUAUAUAGUCUCGUUGCAGUUUCUUUAGACAGAUUUCUGGCAAUUUGGUGGCCGUUAAAAUGUCAGAUUACAAAAAAGAGAGCUCGACUUAUGAUUAUAAUUAUAUGGUUUAUUGCUCUGACAACAACAUUGCCAUGGCUACUAUUUUUUGACUUGGUGGCAAUUUACGAAGAAGAUCAUCCAGAUUUAAGGUUGUGCAUUGAAAUGUGGCCUAGACCACAAUAUGGUUCUUUAUUUUUUCUCAUUGGUAAUUUGAUGCUUUGCUAUGUUUUACCAAUGUUGUUAAUUUCCUUAUGUUACGUAUUAAUAUGGAUACGAGUUUGGAAGAGACAUAUUCCCACAGACACUAAGGAUGCACAAAUGGAAAGAUUGCAGCAAAAGUCUAAGGUUAAAGUUGUUAAAAUGUUGGUUGUGGUAGUUAUUUUAUUUGUACUAUCCUGGCUGCCAUUAUAUGUUAUUUUUACUAGAAUCAAAUUGGGUGGUGAUAUUGCUGAUUGGGAAGAUGAAAUAUUGCCCAUAGCAACGCCCAUAGCUCAAUGGUUAGGUUCCAGUAAUUCUUGCAUCAAUCCAAUACUGUAUGCAUUUUUUAAUAAAAAAUAUAGGCGUGGUUUCAUGGCUAUUUUAAAGAGUGGCAGAUGUUGCGGUAAAUUGCGUUACUAUGAAACUGUUGCUAUUAUGUCGUCCUCUACAAGCAUAAGAAAAUCAUCGUAUUAUGUUAACAACAACAACAACAAUAAUAAUAAUAGUAAUAAUAAUAAUAGUAAUAAUAAUAAUAUUUACCACCAUCAUUAUCAUCAUCAUCAUCCUGCAAGGAGAAACUUUCAUGGACCUCCUGUUCAUCAAGAUAGCAAUGUUUCAUACAUUUUUAACCAUAAUGGAGUGUAAAGAAUUAAAUUGAUUGAUUUUUAAAUCAAGAACCGUGUUAAUUGAGAGCAAACGUCUUAUGACGAUGCUUAAAACAGCCGUGAUAGGCUGAAUCAGGCCGGAUGAUGAGUUUAUGUGGAUCAAGUAAGAACUCGUUCCGGAAGCUGGGUACAGUAUGUACAGUGCACAUUAUUUGUGCAUACAAACAAUUAUAUCGACAACCACUACCAACUAUAUAGUACACAAUCGUGUUGAAUGCUUUCUGAAAGCAAUGAUUGCGCUUUUAAAAUCUCGCAACUUACACACAAUAUUUGAAAGAGAAAAUGAUGUAUAUCUAACUACACCGUCAUACAUCACACGUGAAAUAUUGUCAAUUUAUGUUGGUGCUACAUUAACUUCUUUUUUUUUUUAAUUAACGACUUGUGCAUUUCAACAUUGUGCAAUUUUAACAUGAUUAUAAAGAAUACACAUUUCUUUUUGCUUUAUUGUCAUUCGUUAAAAUAAUUCUCCUGUCACAAUGUUGUCAAAGUAUUUUAUUAUUAUAACACGCUGUGAGAAAAUGAUAUUUUAAAAAUAUUUCAAGAAAUAAAUUAUUUUUAUAUAGGAGGAGGAAUGCGUUUAUUGCUUUUAAUGAUUUGCGAUUAAUGGUACAAAAAAAACAGUAUCUGUAACUUUUAUAAAAUUUCAAUCAAUGCUAUAUUUAUAUUCUACAACUUUUUCUUUUAUUGUCUACAUAAAAUAAGUAUGUAAUGCGUAGAAAAAAAUUCAAGUUUGAUCUCAAAAAUAAUUACUUUCUAGGAAAUUGAAAAAAAGAAAAUAAAAACUAAUCACUAUACGUACGCGAUUAUCUGUGUAUGCAUCGAAAUAUUCACAAAUAUA
Messenger RNA from Leptopilina heterotoma, 2631 nucleotides. Its product is annotated as neuropeptide SIFamide receptor. The transcript has 3 exons. Gene Ontology annotation, molecular function: peptide binding; neuropeptide Y receptor activity. Gene Ontology annotation, cellular component: membrane. The coding region runs from base 268 to 1773 and encodes 501 amino acids. Lineage: Eukaryota; Metazoa; Arthropoda; Insecta; Hymenoptera; Figitidae. The record is from RefSeq and is a predicted model, not a curated record. Gene Ontology annotation, biological process: G protein-coupled receptor signaling pathway.